GUGUGGGACAGAUGUCUCUGCGAUCGCAUCGCAAACCCAUUCCCAGCCUUUCCUAUUGUAUCGCCAUUUGUGUGGACACGAGUUCAGCACUAAUUGUGUUAAUUAUUUCCUAAACUCGAGGAAGCGAUCGAAAUAUCAUCGAAAUGGUGGCCGAGAAGAAGUCGAAGAAGACGUUAGAGAGCAUUAACUCGCGGUUAGCUCUUGUGAUGAAGUCCGGCAAAUAUAGCUUCGGUUAUAAACAGACUCUUAAGACACUUCGUCUGGGCAAAGCAAAACUGGUGAUCAUUGCCAACAAUACACCGCCGCUGAGGAAGUCUGAGAUCGAGUACUACGCGAUGUUAGCGAAGACAGGGGGCAAAGCAAAACUGGUGAUCAUUGCCAACAAUACACCGCCGCUGAGGAAGUCUGAGAUCGAGUACUACGCGAUGUUAGCGAAGACAGGGGUUCACCACUAUUCCGGAAAUAACAUUGAAUUGGGAACCGCUUGUGGCAAAUACUACAGAGUGUGCUCCCUCUCCAUCACAGACCCCGGAGACUCCGAUAUCAUCAAAAGCAUGCCUUCAGAACAACAAUAAAUGCUUUUAUUGUAUAAAAAUAUUUGGUUAUUAUUUAACGUAACUUUCAUUUAUUUGAGUUAAUAAAAAGGCUGUGAAUUGAA
Medioppia subpectinata is the source of this 658-nucleotide messenger RNA. The record is from the annotation of a GenBank genome assembly. NCBI's taxonomy places the organism in Eukaryota, Metazoa, Arthropoda, Arachnida, Sarcoptiformes, Oppiidae.